Acanthochromis polyacanthus (spiny chromis) is the source of this 782-nucleotide messenger RNA. RefSeq names its product chromosome 3 C19orf53 homolog (gene c3h19orf53). Lineage: Eukaryota; Metazoa; Chordata; Actinopteri; Pomacentridae. The transcript has 3 exons. The record is from RefSeq and is a predicted model, not a curated record. Bases 64 to 357 code for a protein of 97 amino acids.
GAAGUGAGCCUCCAUUAAUCCGAAGAAGAAGAAAAUUCGCUUCGUGUACUUCCGUGUAGCAAAAUGGCUCAAGGUGCAAAGAAAUUUAAAGCUCAGCGUCCAGGGUCGUCCAAAAAACAUCAACAGAACAAGCAGAAAGGACCGAAGAAAGGAGGGAGGAUCAUUGCACCAAAGAAGACUCACGUGGUUCAGCAACAGAAGCUGAAGAAGGGUCUUGAGGUCGCCAUCAGGAACAAGAUUGAGCAGGAGGUGACCCAGAAGGCCAGCUCGUCCCUCCACAAGCCACUGAGUGUGAUUAAAGGGCCUGAAGGUAAAGGAAACCCAGGAGCAGCCCGACCUGGAACCAGCAACAAAUAGCACUCAACUGUAUCACCUGAAUCUCAUGGUGCUGUGAUAUAAUAUAAUAGAAUGGACUGGGAGUGUUAAAGAGCUUCACUUCAUUUCAGAUGUCACCUGUUCUGUUAUUUUGGAUUUCCUGAUGUUUCACUUGACUUCAGGAAAACAAAUAAUCUGAACUAUUCCCUCAACGUUGCUUGUGUAAGAAGUUAAGCAAAAGCAUUUGAAUAUUAUGGACAUUUCAGAAGGACUUUAUACUAUUUAAGAGAUGAACAGAAUUGACUUAAGAAAUGGUGUUGAUGUGAUGAUGCUCAGAUGUUAUUUUUGUAAGUCCAUAAGCAGGUUGUGUCAUUCUGUCAGAAUAUUGUAUAGUCAUUACUGUAUAGGAAAUAAAUGGUGAAGUGAGAAUAAAACUGGCUUCAUAUAAUAAAGAAGUGCUAGAACUA